Raphanus sativus (radish) is the source of this 578-nucleotide messenger RNA. RefSeq lists its product as uncharacterized. Lineage: Eukaryota; Viridiplantae; Streptophyta; Magnoliopsida; Brassicales; Brassicaceae. The transcript has 2 exons. The record is from RefSeq and is a predicted model, not a curated record. The coding region runs from base 57 to 578 and encodes 173 amino acids.
CAUUCACCUUAAAAUUAUAUCCUCUAAAUUUUUUUGCAAUCAAACAAAUCUCAACAAUGAGCGAACCAAUGUCAGCUAUGGUGUUUUCCGAAAACAACGUAAAAUUGGCUGAAGAACAUUACCGAAGAGGUAACCUAAAAGAAGCCUUUGAAAUUGUUCAUGCACUAACAUUUGUUUUCCCAAACACAUCUGCGAACCAUCGUAAGAUCUCACAAGUUUUUUUGGCUCAUGAAAUUCACUGGAGGUUCGUAAAUACUAACAUGUUUACACCCUACGACAUCCUUGGAAUCACCCCGUUCUAUGAUUAUCAAACAGUCCAUAAACAGUAUAUGAACAUCCUGGCUAAGCUUUGCCCGGAGAAAAACAAAUCUGCUGUUGCCAAGAUAGCUUUCAAAAUCAUCAAUGCAACAUGGAUGGUAUUGUCUAUUAAAAUGCAUGAGAAACAACAUGGAUGGGUUCACAACAUCGAACAAGAGUUAAGGAACAUGGUUCAAGAAGAUGAACUGCAUAGGCAAUCAGUGAGGGAGGGAAAACGUCCUUGUGUUGAUAUUAUCGAUAGUGACUCUGAUUCUGAUUAG